Phyllopteryx taeniolatus (common seadragon) is the source of this 2016-nucleotide messenger RNA. RefSeq names its product proprotein convertase subtilisin/kexin type 1 inhibitor, like (gene pcsk1nl). Lineage: Eukaryota; Metazoa; Chordata; Actinopteri; Syngnathiformes; Syngnathidae. Gene Ontology annotation, biological process: negative regulation of endopeptidase activity. The transcript has 5 exons. The record is from RefSeq and is a predicted model, not a curated record. Gene Ontology annotation, molecular function: endopeptidase inhibitor activity. Bases 100 to 942 code for a protein of 280 amino acids.
UCUCUCUCUCUCUCUCUCAUCUCAUCUCAUCUCAUCUCUCCCCUCCCCCUCACAGCCACCUCCUUGUUGUUUGCUGUCCGUGCGGCUUCAGUGGUCAGAAUGGCGUCGCUCAGCCUCCUAGUGCUCGGCACUGCGCUGCUCCAUGCCACUCAGUGUGCACUUGCAGCUCCUGGAGGAAUCAGACGCCAGAACCUGUUUGCCUACGACGACGACCGCAAUGAGGUGAUGUCACAUCCGGCCUACUACCAAUCAGAUGGAUGGAGGGGCCAGAGUUUGGAGCAGGCCCUUCAGCGAUUGGUGGAGAGGGGCCAGAGGCAGGACGAGGAGGAGCAGCGGUUAGCUUCCGUGACGACUUUGCUCCGCCUCCUCGCCAAGGCCGAGGCUGAGGGAUUGGUUGAUCCCGGAGAUGUGCAGCUGGAGGAGGAGGACUUCCCAGGCCUGGGCCAAGGUCGGGCCCUGAGCAUGGGGAGGCCCCCCACGGCCUGGUGGAGCCUCGUGACGCCUCAGCUGCUUCAGGCCCUACUAGACAGGAUGGAACCGCAGGCAGGUGGAUCCCCGCCGGCGAGGAUGAUACUUGAGCGAUUCCAGGGCGAUGAUUACGACUACGGUGAUGACAACGAUGUGAGACGUCUGCUUGCUAGGAUCCUGCCAAUCAUCAGCCCUGAAUAUGCUCCCUCUGGACGCGCAAGACGGGAUGUGUCCGUCACGGAACCUGCGACAACCGCCUACAGGAGAAGCCGCCGUUCCCUUGGCGACGACACCUUGCCGUCGCGCAGCAAUGAGCCGCUGCUCAGGGUGAAGAGGCUGGGCGAGGAAGAGCAGGAAGGGCAGCAGCUUCACACGAUGGCAAACACCAACGUGCGACAACAUGGCGGCCGACGCCGGAGAGCCGCCCUAAACCAUGUGCUGCUUCACCAGAUUGCCAACUACAUGAGGAAGUAGAAGGCAAAGAAAGGAAAUGGAGGAAGAAAGUGGUGUUGUCUUAAGAAGAAUCAUCUUUAUUGUUGUGAAUACAUGCAUAUUCAUGAAAUGUGUCCUCAUCACAGGGUCAACUUUUAUUACAACUGAGUUAAAAUCCCCAAGUAAGGCCCGGUUAUCGGUAUGUGUGUAACCCACUUUAGCCGUUAACAAGGUCAGCUGAGGGAAAAUGACUUUUUUUUGACACCCCAUGAAACAGAAUCAUUGCUGAGGAUCCUCUUUAGAGAUAUCUGACAAGAGUGCCUUUGCUGAGUUGGCUCAGAAAAAAAAUAAAACAUCUCAAAUUGGACCCGAUUAUUGGUAUAGGUAAACCGUGCUUUAAACAUUAGUAAGAUCAGAGGUGUGAAAUGACUCCUAAAACACUCAACACCACACAAUAAUCACUUGGAAUCAUCUUUAGAGACAUCUGCCAAUAAGGGCAUUUGCCGACUUUGAUCGGAAGGGGGUAAAAAUGCUCAAAUUAGGCCUGAAAAUUGGUAUGUGUCUACCCCUCUUUAGCCAUUGACAAGCUCAGGGGUGAAAAAUGUAAUCUUAACACACCCCACAAGACAGGAUAAUCGCUUAACAUCAUUUUAAGACACAUUGGACAAAUAGGCCUUUGCUAUCUUUGACCAGAAGUAGGUAAACACAGUAACAGUAAUAGACAGCACGGUCUAUUGGUAUCCUGUAUGUGUACCCCAAUUUAGCCAUUAACAAGAUUGGGGAGGAAGAAUGACUCUUACUAGAACGCCACACAACAUUAUUCACUCAGGAUAAUCUCUUAGCGACAUCCGAUGAUCGGGCCUUCUGCCGGUUGAUGGUUUCAACUUGGUGGCAGGAUUGUAACAACUUGUUCACAGCUGCCACACCUAAAGUUGUCAUGUUAUUUGUGUUGUUUUCUUGGGGGGUCAGGUUCAAAGUGGUGCCACGAGAACGUCUUUCGGAGCUCUGUGUUGUGUUUGUGCACUCCAGCUAAUCCCAGCUUGUCAUGUGACCACAAGUUUGCAUGCCUACAUGGCACAAAGUAAUCAAAAGUAAUAAUAAAGUUCAAAACUUUAA